CGCUCAAAAGUCAAAACAACAAAACAAUUUUUUUCAUUUUUUGUGGGAAAACCUGAAGGGGAAUAUUAAAUAGAAUAAGAAAUGCUCAUAGAUUCGUAAUUUGUGAGUUAAAAAUAGAAAUUGUGAUUCAAGUAGUGGAUAAAUAUUUCUGAAAUGCCCCGUGUCAAAAGCUCACCGAAAAAAUGCAUCAAAACAAAUGUUCAAAAUCCCACUAACUCAUGGGUGUUUUUACUCAAAGGUGAAGCUUUGGAGUUAUCUGACCAAUAUACCGGCACGGGAACUCCCGAUAUCGUGACUUUGAGGCAUCCUAAUACUGGAGAAUCUGCAAUAUUUCUAUUUUCCCCCGCAAAUAACUCGGUACAAGAAAUUCUAACAUUUAAUGAAGGUAAAAGAUCUUUGUUUAUUGAGGAGUCUGUCAAAAGUGAUGGUAAAAUGCAGCUUUCUACUCCAAUUGAUCCAAUAUUUUUAGUACUUCCUUAUCUUCGAAAACAUUGUGUCAAUCAGGCAAUACCUUUAGAACUGUUGCUAAAAGAUGAAGAAUAUCCAGAAACUGAGAGACUUCUGAAGUCUAGUGGCCUCAAAUAUCUUAAUUUAAUUGGUGAUCGUAAGGGGGAUGAAGAAGUGAAUGCAUUUAAAUAUAAUGAAGAAAAAACUUUAUCUUGGUUGAAAAAGAAGACUGAGAGGGUUGCAGACAUUUUAAAACAAAAAAACAUAAAUGUUAUUGGAGGAGCAGUAUCAGCAACAUUCAUGAAAGCAAAGGCGGAGUCAUUCGACAAUAAUGCAUAUCUAAAAUAUGCUCAUGGAAUAGUUUCCGAAUAUCUUGUAGAAGAUCUAAGCUCAAAGUUAUUGAAAUAUUUAAACCUUCCUGAGGAAAGUAAUUUAAAACGUAAAAGUUCGAGUAAUCAAACCCAGCCAGAUGCAAAAAAGCUUAAAAUUGAAGAAGAAAACAAAAGUAGUACUUCCAAUGUUCUAGAUUUAAGUAAACCAGAACCUAAAUCUAAAACAUCGUUAAGUUCUAAAGAAAAAGCUAGAUUGAAAGCAGCUAGUAGUAGCAAAACAAUUACUUCUUUCUUCAAAAAGUGUUGAAAGCUUGGAAUGUCAAUUUUUAGAUUAAUAUGAAUUAAAUGCAUUAGAGUGAUUUUACAGAUUGAUAAUAUUAAAGAUUUUCAUCAAUUUUAUUUGCAUUCCUUGUAAAAUCAUAUAUUUUUCACAGAAUUUUCUUCUAGACGAACGAAGUAUUUCAAUAUGUUUUCCAUAUAUGAAAUUGUCAAUAAUAUUAUGAAAGAAGUAGUGAAUAUUGAAAAAAUUCAAUAAGAUUGGAGUUCUUUUGCUACAGUAAUUAUUUUGAUUGAAUCUCAACCAACUCUAAUUAGGUUUGAUUACUCAGUAUUUCCUUUGGGUUGCCUUUUUAUGGAAUGUGUGUCAAAUAUUUUAUUAUGUAACCUUAAAUUCUUCAAAAUUACUUUCUUUAAUUAGUUACCCAUAUUGUAUUUUGUUUGCUGUCAGCAAAUUGGGUGAAAUAGUUUCUGAAAAUUUGUACUUGUGAAACAUGAGAAUAUGAAACAAUUUUAGUUUUAUAGCAUAAGGAAUGCAUGAACAUGCUGAAUGAAGAAAAAUUGAAUUUCGGAUAACUCGCAAUUCCACUUUGUUAUAGCAUGAUUUGAAGACUCGCAUUAUUCGCAGUUUUCCUAAAACUCCGAAAUCGAAUUGAAAAUUAUCGAAACUAUUUGCCAUUCGUUAUCCACCACGUAAAGGAGGUAGAAUGCCUUUUAUAGAGUCUAUUUCCUAUAUCUUCUUGAAAUCAAGAAGAUAUAGCAAAGGAGGCGCAAUAGGAGAUCGGAACUACCCAGGCAUUCGUGUUUUUCCUCCAUAUACGUCACAUUAUACACGCACAAUGAUACUGAGUGCAUUGGCUUAGCUCACAUAAAGUUAGGUGGUGCCGUGCAAUGUAUUAAAAAAAUUUAAUUCUUCUCCACUGUCCUCGCUAACUUGUGAAAGUACAGUAGAACCUCGAUUAUCCGUGCGCGCUUUAUCCGGGCGGCGGAUUCUCCGUGCGGCAUUCUAACAAGGAGAUUAUAAUGUGUAGAAUUUACGAAGUCCAAAAAC
This is a messenger RNA of Coccinella septempunctata (seven-spotted ladybird), 2106 nucleotides long. RefSeq names its product ribonuclease H2 subunit B. The transcript is spliced from 4 exons. Gene Ontology annotation, cellular component: ribonuclease H2 complex; nucleoplasm. Lineage: Eukaryota; Metazoa; Arthropoda; Insecta; Coleoptera; Coccinellidae. Gene Ontology annotation, biological process: ribonucleotide metabolic process; RNA catabolic process. The coding region runs from base 154 to 1086 and encodes 310 amino acids. The record is from RefSeq and is a predicted model, not a curated record.